AUGUUUGCUGCCAUCAGUCUAAGUAAUAUUUUCGUUUACUUAAAUUUAGAAUUCUAUCCUCAUGGUAGACAGUCAAUAUGCCUCCGAAAGAAGCAGGCAAAGAGUGAGCCAAAUAAAAAGACACAGGAAAAAAAGAAAGAGAAAGUGAUAGAGGACAAGACAUUCGGUUUAAAGAAAAAAGGCAAAAAACAACAACAAUUUAUUAAACAAGUAACACAACAAGUAAAAUACGGUGGUCAUCAGAGUACACAAAAACUAGAGACAUUACAACAUGAAGCUAAGAAAUUGUCUGAAUUGGAAAAGAAAAAGGAAAUGGACAGUCUCUUUACGGUUGCUACAUCUCAGAAAGUAUCAGCUGGUGCGGAUCCAAAAUCUGUUCUUUGUGUGUUUUUCCGUCAGGGGAUGUGCAGUAAAGGAGAUAAGUGCAAAUUUUCGCAUGAUUUGAAUCUUGAGGGAAAAGCAGAGAAGAGGAGUGUAUAUGUAGAUACUAGAGACUUAGAACAAGAUACAAUUGAUAAAUGGGAUGAAGAUAAAUUAAAAGAAGUUGUAAAAAAAAAACAUGGACAAAUAAACAAGCCAAAAAACCGACAUAGUAAUAUCCAUCUACUAAUAGGUUUUCUAAUAUUAUUCUCUUUAAAGGUAUGUAAGUACUUUCUUCAAGCUAUUGAAGAUGGUAAGUAUGGGUGGUUUUGGGAGUGUCCUAAUGGUGGAGAUAAAUGUAUGUAUCGUCACUGCUUGCCACCUGGAUUUGUGUUCAAGACAAAGAAAAAACCUGGUGAUGAUAUAGAUGAACUUGAUGACCAAAUAACAAUGGAACAGCUGGUAGAAGAAGAAAGACAAAAGUUGUUGAGUUCUGGAAAAGUUCUAACAAAAGUGACAUUGGACUCAUUCUUAGCAUGGAAAAAAAGAAAAUUAAAGGAGAAAAGAGAUAAACUUGAACAAGAAACUUCAAAGAAAAAGGAAGCUUUAAAAGCUGGUAGAACAGUUGGGGAGGAUGAAUCAGGAGCUACUGCCAUUGAUUUAACUAUUAUGGAUAUGUUUAAUGAUGCAGCUGUCAUGCCUCUAUUAUCAACAACAUCUAACGAGGAAGGAGCGACAGGUGGAUACUUUGUUGGAGCUGUAGGAGGUGCUGAUGUUGAAAUUGAUGAACAGCUAUUUUCAGAGGAGGUGGCUGUUGAUGAGGAUUUAUUCGAUAUUGAUGAAGAUGAACAACUUGUAUUGGAAGAACAGUUACUUACAAAUCAUCUUAAUGACAUGAAAGUGGGUGAUAUGGAGGACAAUGACGAGGGACAAAGUGAUCGGGAAUCUGUUGAAUAG
Messenger RNA from Gigantopelta aegis, 1317 nucleotides. RefSeq names its product zinc finger CCCH domain-containing protein 15-like. NCBI's taxonomy places the organism in Eukaryota, Metazoa, Mollusca, Gastropoda, Neomphalida, Peltospiridae. Gene Ontology annotation, cellular component: cytosol. Gene Ontology annotation, molecular function: metal ion binding; mRNA binding. The record is from RefSeq and is a predicted model, not a curated record. Gene Ontology annotation, biological process: cytoplasmic translation.